AUGGCCUACCGCGGAGGCGGAGGCGGAGGCCGUGGCGGCGGCGACCAGGACCAGCGGUACGGCCGAGAGCGGGGUGAUCCGGCGGGAGGGCGCGGGGAUGGACGCGCGCGGACGGGUUGGCCGCCUCCGGGCCCGCCGUCGUCGGCCUCGCGUCCAGCCACGCCCGCGAUUACCAUCUACAACAACCCCAACGCCACGGGACCUCACCAGGCCGUCGUCUUCCGCAACCCCGCGCCUCCCCCCUACGCUCUCUCGCCGUCCGCCGGCCGCGCGUCAUCUUCGACCCUGGUCACCAUGGGCGCGCCUUGCCCUACGCCGGACACCAUCCGCGCGCCUCCUCCGACGCCCACGCCGGCCGCGGCCCCGUUCCAGCCGGCCCGCGUCUCGGCCCCGGCCCCCGCACCCGCUCUGCCGCUCCACUACGCUCCCUCGCCGUCGACCGUCCGCGCGUCUUCUUCGACGCCGGUUACCAUCUGCGCGUCUCCUCCGACGCCCUCGCCGGCUGCGGCCCAGCCGUUCCAGCCGCCCCCCGCCCCCGCUCCGCCCAGCCCCACGCCGUCGACCGCGGCCGUCGCCAAGGACCUCGAGCUGAAUCUCUUCGUCACCGAGACCGCGCUGGCGCCGGCCGUGGCGACGCAGGUGGGCCAGCCUGUGGCCGAGAAGGCGCCCGAGGUCGACGCGCCGGUGUUCAAGAUUGGGCUCGCACACCCCGCCCGCCCCAGCGCCGGCACCGUCGGCAAGGAGUUCCUCGUCAGCGUCGCCGACAACAACCUGUUCCACUAUGAUGUUUCCAUUAACCAAGAGUCAAACUCAAGAGCUGUGAACAGGGAGGUACUCAGUGAGCUAAUCAAGUUGCACGGAACGCUUGGGGGCAAAUUGCCCGCCUAUGAUGGAAGAAAGAGUCUUUACGCUGCAGGCUCACUUCCUUUUGAGUCAGAGGAGCUUGCUGUUACACUGGUUGAUCUGCAAAAGAAAGACAAAGAAAGGGCUGAAAGGGAGUACAAGAUCACCAUUAAAGUUGCUGGGAGGACAGACCUGUACCACUUUCAGCAGUUUAUGAAAGGAAGACAGAGGGAUAUGCCUCAAGAAACCAUUCAAGUGCUUGAUGUUGCCCUCAGGGAGUCACCAUCCUGGAACUAUGUCACAGUGUCCAGAUCCUUCUUCUCCACCACGUUUGAUCAGAGAGGAGACAUUGGUGAAGGAUUAGAGUGCUGGAGAGGUUACUACCAGAGCUUACGUCAAACACAGAUGGGGUUUUCACUCAAUAUUGAUAUAUCUGCAACAUCCUUCUUCAAGCCUGUGAAGGUGGUCCAGUUUGUGCUAGAGUUCCUCAACUUAAGUGAUGCCUCGCGACCUCCGACAGACAGGAACCUUGUCAAGUUGAGAUGUCAUGAUUAUGGAAAGGAGAAAACUUGUGCGCUAAGUAUUGGACAGUGGAACAUGAUUAACAAGAAAAUGGUUAAUGGAGGAACCACAGACAACUGCAGAGAAUUGCCCGCCUAUGAUGGAAGAGAGAGUCUUUGCACUGCAGAUUCACUUCCUUCUGAAUCAGAGGAAUUUUCUGGUACACUGAUUGAUCCGGAAAUGAAAGAUAAUGAAAGGGCUGAAUGGGAGUUCAAGAUGAUCACACAGAAAAUCAUUAAUGGGGGGACCAUAGAUAAUCUGGAGAAUGGUGCACCAUUUGUGUCUGAAGUUCCAACAGUCAUAGUUACUGCUCCUGUUAGUUUUCCGGUGGUGGCAUCAAUGGAUAAGCCAGAAACCUCCAAGUAUGGAGGUCUUGCCUCUGCCCAACCAUACAUGCAGGAGGUACUGGAAGACCUCUUUAAUUCGAGCAAAGAUUCACAGAAGGUUACCGCUAAUGGCGGCAAAAUGAAUGAAUUGCUGAUUACCUUCCGCAGGAAGACUGGCAGGAGGCCUCAGAGGGUUGUCUUCAGAGAUGGGGUAAGUGAAGAUCAGUUCUGUGAAGUCCUUUUUCAUAAAACGGACAGAAUCCGGAAGGCACAUGCCUCUUUCGAGAACGAGCAUAUACUACCAGUAAAUUUUGUGGUAGACCAGAAAAAACAUAAUACUAAGCUUUUCCCGAAGGUUCAUGUGAGGCAUGGCAGUUUAAACAAUGUAUCAUCCACCAAUGGAGGUGUAAUACCCCAAGAGGAGCCUUUAGAGGCACAUCAUCCACCAAACUUAGACUCAAUUAUCCAGUUUUUCGUUGACAUAAAUGGCCGCAGGGUGUCCGUUCAACGAACACCUGAAGCAGACCUGGGCUCAGCAAUUGCAGAAGCAAUGCUGAAAACUAACUGCUACAUUCCAGACUUUUAUGUCGGAUACGAGCAGCAUGUGCUUGAUUUAGAUCGGUCCAUCCUAUCGCAAAAAAUAGGUCAAAACUCAACGGUUAAGGUCCAGCCUCGUGUGAGGGGUGGUGUGGAAACGAUAGACAUGUCAUUCAAGGGUAUUAGAUUUGAGGACCGGAUUAAAAGCUUCAGUCAUGAUGACCUCUUUGAGGAACGCACUGUCAUUCCCGAAUUAAUGGGUAAAAUAAGGAGAAUAAGGAGAGGGAGGACCCGUGCAGGGACAGAGCAUAUCAUGAGGACCUUGGGUAGAUGCACCAUGCAUAAAUUAUUUGAAAUGCUCCAUCUCUUACAUCUUCGAGGGAUUUCCCUCAAUGGGAAUUUUACACAUGAGAAUGUCAUCUACUUACCUCUGUUGGAUAGCUAUGUAAUCAAUGAAAACCAUGUGAAGUCUAACCAUGCAGACUAUACUCCUCUCGGUUAUGAACAUGAUAUGAGAGCCCUAGGCCGGGUCUUGAAGCAGCUAUUCACCUGGAAGUUUCCACGCUCCAUAGCUGGUGUAUUUCCUGUGCACGUGGACCACCUUCUCCAGACUUUGAAUGCUAUGCCAGUUGGUGCAAGUACCUCGGAUGCCUUCAAGGCCUAUUUGAGGAAUCAUGUGUCAAUGUUGUCCCCUGGUGCGGUUGAGGGUCUGAUCUUAGAAGUGCACAGAUACAUUAGAUACCAAGCUGAGAAUCUGCAGGAGUCCACCAAGAUGAUUCUGGGACCACAUGUGAUGCACCCCUCCAAUCUACCUUCUUGGACUAAUGUGGCGCAGUUAGUUGAUUGUUUUAAGGAAGUUUACAGUUUCCAGAGCUCCUACUCAGAAGACAAGAUCUCAUGGUUUGAUUUCCUGAGAAAUUUCUUGACCCAUCCUAAUAAAACAAAGCCUCCCACCUUCACAAUAGAAGAGGUAGAUUUAGCAUUUGCUUAUCAUUUUGAUGAAGCGCUUCCUAGGUUCUUAUGUGAUCUUGUGAUGGGCCAUACCUUUAUCAGCUCACAUACAGUUGAGAGUGUAUUCAGUAGAGACUGGUUCAACACGAAAGUAUUUGUGGUUGAUGCGGAGAUCGCAAGCACCAGCGGUAUCUAGGGCAGAGUGGCAAAUUUAAUAGGCGUGCAGGUGUGAGGCGGCAGUGCAUGUUCUUCAAUCCAUGGAUCUUCAGUCUGCAGAACCUGGAGACCCUUUGCUCUUUUUCUUUUGGCAAAAACGCUCAACUUGUAGAUGUAUUUUCUGUUUCCUCCCGGGUUUUAGUUCAAGCAGUGUGCCAUAUGCUACUUGUUUCUGUUGGUGUAGAAAGAAGAGCAACUGGUGAUUGACUUACCAGGCAUCCAACAAAAGUGCUGGUGGUUUUGUUUUUAA
Molecule: messenger RNA, 3684 nt
Organism: Triticum dicoccoides
Lineage: Eukaryota; Viridiplantae; Streptophyta; Magnoliopsida; Poales; Poaceae
Product: protein argonaute MEL1-like
Exons: 18
Coding region: 1-3414 (1137 amino acids)
Molecular function (GO): nucleic acid binding; protein binding
Source: RefSeq, a predicted model, not a curated record